AUGGAAGAAUUUCUAGAAAAUUGGGAUAUUAAAAUUAAACAGUUAUUUACUGACUGGGAUGAAAUGAAUCAAAACGCUUUGAAUUCCAUAUACAAAGCUUAUGAAGAUAAUUCACAACAGUGUAUCGAUCAAAUCCAACAGAUGAAAAAUCAAUUGUUACAUCGUAAAUUGAUCAAUUCAAUGGAUGAAAUUGAAAAUUUAAUUAAAGAAAAUUGUAUCACCAUUUUAGGUGAAUUACAAAGUCAAUUUGAAAAUAAUUUAAAUUAUCUUGAUUCUCAAUCUAAAAGAAUAAAUCGUCAAACACCAAUCAAUAACAUAGUUACACUUGGAUUUGAAAAAUAUAUUUGUAUACAACAACAACAACAACAACCACAACCACCAUCACCAUUACCACCACAGCAACAACCAUCACCACAACCACCACCAUCACCAUCACCGCCACAACAACAACAACAAUUCGAUGGAAAUGUUUCUAAAUUCAAUCAUAUUUUCUAUUAUAUAAAACAUCAUGAUAUUGCUAUGGAUGAUUUAAUUAAAUUUUUACAAUCAGAAAUGAAAUCUAAUUCUACAUUGAAUAUAUUUAUUGAUUAUUUAAUUAAAAAUAUUCAAUUAACCGGUAUUAUCACUGGUAAUGAAAUGAAUCAUUUGAAUGAAAUCAAUAAUAAUUUAUCAAUUAAAUUCAUUAAAAAAUCAAUAAAAUCAGAGAAUACAAAAACUAAUGAUACUCAAUUAUUGAUUAUCAAUAAUAAUAAUAAUAAUGAAAAUAAACCAAUUACUGUAAAUAAUUAUGUAACCGAUUAUAUUCAACCAAUUAAAAUUGAAAAAUGUUUAAAUCUAAUCAAACAUGUUAAAACAAUCGUUCGUAUAAAAAUAUUAGGAUAUUUGGAACAAUGGAAGAAUACAACCAUAUUAGCCGUAAAAGAGGAAGUUAUAGUUAGAAAAACUGAAUAUCAACUGCAACUCAAACUGCAUGAACCACGUAUUCGUCGGGUGAAAGAAGCAUUUCACAUUCAACUGGAUGUAGCAAAUGUAAGAUUAACUGAAUUAGUUUUCCAUCAAACACGUAUUGAACGACAUAUAACCUCAGUGAAUUUAAUAUUAAAUGAAAUGAAAAUUAAUUCAACAAAAAGUUUAAUUGAAACAAUAAAUAAGUCUGAAGAACAAAUGGAUGAAGCAAUUAAAUAA
Schistosoma intercalatum is the source of this 1185-nucleotide messenger RNA. The record is from the annotation of a GenBank genome assembly. Lineage: Eukaryota; Metazoa; Platyhelminthes; Trematoda; Strigeidida; Schistosomatidae.